AUGGAUCGUUUUCAAGGUAAAAACUUCUACUCCAAAGUUUACGCUAAGCUAGGGGAUGGAAAGUUUAUACAAUUUUGGAUUGAUAAUUGGUGUGGUAUGGAGGCUCUGAGAAUUAGGUGUCCCAAUUUGUUCAAAUUGGAGAGGAAAAAACGAUGUAAGUUAGCGGAUCGUAUUAAACAGUAUGAUGGUAAUUGGGAGUUGGCGUGGGACUGGACCAGAAUUCCUAGUUCGGAAGUGGAGAGACAAGAGUUGGAGACUUUGUUGGGUAUGAUGGAAGGGCGCACCUUGAGUUUUGGUAGAGAUUCUUGGUGCUGGAAUUGGACAGGGCAGAAGGACUCGGACUUUUCGGUUCGUGCUCUGAAGAAGGCUAUGGUGGAAGAAUAUCAGCAGGUUGGGUUUGUUAUGUACUGGAUCAAAUGGGUGCCGAUUAAGUGUAGCAUUAAUGCUUGGAGGGCUGCAUGUCAGCGGAUCCCAACCAAAACGGAAUUAAGAAGGCGCGAUGUUUUGACAGGAUCUGUUACUUGCUCCAUGUGUGAAGAUCAAGACGAAACAGUGGAACACCUUUUCACCGGGUGCGUGGUGGCUAUGGAAGUAUGGGCGAGGAUUGCUGCUUGGUGUAAGAUUCCGCCUAUCUACGCAUUUGAUGUUAAAGAUUUGUUGGAAUUAUAUAAAACUGUAGCAGGGAACAAGAAACGGAAAAAGAUUAUUCAUGGAAUCAUUAUAGCAUCGAUGUGGGCUAUUUGGUUGGCGCGAAAUGAUAAGGUGUUCAACAGGAAGGAGACUAAAGCGGAGGUAAUUGUAGAGAAGAUCAAAGCAAAUACGUUUUGGUGGUUUAAAAAUAGGAUUUCAUGUAAUAAUUUCGUUUGGAACGAGUGGUGGAGAAACUCUAUGUAUUUGAUGUAA
This is a messenger RNA of Helianthus annuus (common sunflower), 903 nucleotides long. RefSeq lists its product as uncharacterized. The record is from RefSeq and is a predicted model, not a curated record. NCBI's taxonomy places the organism in Eukaryota, Viridiplantae, Streptophyta, Magnoliopsida, Asterales, Asteraceae. The transcript has a single exon. Bases 1 to 903 code for a protein of 300 amino acids.